UUAAGAAGAAAAAUAAGAAUUUGUUUUCUAAGAAAAGGUUAAUUGUUCCGUUUAAGUGAAACUAUUAAAUUGAUUAAAUGUAAUUUUAUUUAUCUACACUUUUACGAAUUAAUAAAAAUGUUCUCCUUACUUGUAAAGUAUGCCUUUAAGAAAGGAAUUUUAUAUAACCCCAGAUGCGGACUCUCGACCACUAAAGCACUUUUAGAAGAAGUAAGAAUCAAUGCAACUCAUAGAGUAAACAAUUUUGAAAAGAGAUGUUUAGUUUGGACUGGGAAAUAUAAAACCAUCGAAGAAGUGCCUGGUUUAGUUCCACAAGAUGUUAUGGAAAAGGCAAGGAACAGAAUACGUAUUCGAUUGGCAAAUAUUAUGAUGAUCUUAACAGCACUUGGAUGUUUUUUCAUUGUUAAAAGUGGUAAGAAAUUAAGGGAUGAAGGUGAUUCUUUGUCAAAACGUAGUAUGGACUGGCAUCAAUCCUUAAAAGAUGAGGCUGCUAAGGAAGCUAAAUAAAAGCAUAGUAAGUGAUAUUGAAUAUACAAAUAUACUCCACUGUAAAUAAAUGCUGAUUAAUUUUCUCCAAAAAAUAUAAUUAUAAAUGUAG
Molecule: messenger RNA, 598 nt
Organism: Agrilus planipennis (emerald ash borer)
Lineage: Eukaryota; Metazoa; Arthropoda; Insecta; Coleoptera; Buprestidae
Product: UPF0389 protein CG9231
Exons: 2
Coding region: 118-507 (129 amino acids)
Source: RefSeq, a predicted model, not a curated record